AUGCGCAAUGUGGCACAAGCGGCGGCCAGUGAAGGCAUGAUGGCGUCCUCGGCUACUCGCUGCUCCUCACGCUGGAUUACAGUCGCCGUGUCCGCUGGACGCCGGAGGGCUGCCGGGGCGACUGUCUCCUCUGGCCACGGAGGGCUCCGGAGCUUUUCUACGCUGGGAGGAGAAAACCUUUGGCGCGGAGGGAGCGCGGUGUGCGGCGGAGCAGGGAAAGCGGUGACAUUGAGAGGGCUGUCAGGUCUCAGAUCACCCCAUGCUGUCUACACUCUGUCCUUUCACACAAGUGCUGCUGCUAGCAGCAAGCAGGACUUCUACCAGGUCCUUGGGGUUCCUCGCACAGCAACCCAGAAGGAGAUCAAGAAAGCCUACUACCAGAUGGCUAAAAAGUACCACCCUGACACCAACAAAGAUGACCCACAAGCAAAGGAGAAAUUUGCUCAGCUGGCUGAGGCGUAUGAGGUCCUCAGCGAUGAAGUCAAGAGGAACCAGUAUGACACUUAUGGCUCAGCGGGUUUCAACGCCGGUCAGGCAGGUGGUGGGCAGCAGUACUGGAGUGGACAGGCCAGCAGCGUGGACCCAGAGGAGCUGUUCCGCAAAAUCUUUGGAGAAUUCUCAGGAGGCCGUGGUUUUGGAGACUUUAACGCCAUAUUUGAUCAGCCACAGGAGUACUUCAUGGAGCUGACAUUCACACAGGCAGCAAAGGGAGUCAACAAAGAGAUCUCUAUUAACAUGGAGGCAGGCUGCCAGCGCUGUGAUGGUAAAGGCCACGAGCCGGGCACCAAGGUGGAGCACUGCCACUACUGCAAUGGCUCCGGCAUGGAAACCAUAAACACCGGACCAUUUGUGAUGCGCUCCACAUGUCGUCGCUGCGGUGGCAAAGGUACAGUCAUUUCCACUCCGUGUAAAUCCUGCCGGGGAACAGGACAGACCAAACAGAGGAAAACCGUGAUGGUUCCUGUGCCUGCAGGAGUGGAGGAUGGUCAAACAGUGAGAAUGCCAGUUGGAAAGAAGGAGAUCUUCAUCACAUUUAGGGUCCAGAAAAGCCCCGUGUUCAGGAGGGACGGUGCUGACAUCCACUCUGACGUUUACGUGUCUGUGGCACAAGCCAUCCUGGGCGGCACAGCCAGAGCACAGGGCCUCUACGAAGCACUCAAUUUAUCUAUUCCUGCAGGCAUCCAGGCAGACCAGAGGAUCCGUCUGACAGGGAAAGGAAUCGCUCGUGUCAGCGGCUAUGGCUUCGGAGAUCAUUAUGUCCACUUCAAAAUAAAAGUACCCAAGACACUGACAGACAGACAGAGAGCUCUGUUAAUGACCUACGCUGAGGACGAGACGGAGGUGGAGGGGACGGUGAACGGCGUCACAUCCACCGCCACAGGUGGGGGCAGCAGUGGUAAGCGGUCUGAGGCAGGGCACAGCCAGAAUGACAAGGAGAAAGUGAAACAGCAUGGGGGCUUCCUCUCCAGAAUAAAGAACAUGUUUAGCUCUUCCUGACAGCCACAAACCAGGUAAAAGAUCAUCCUGGAACUGAGAGGCUGAAUCAGAGGACAAAAGACAGACAGUGAAAUGAGGAGUAGUGGGUGUUGGAUAAUCCUGCGAGGGCUCUGGAUCAUGACAGACUGAUUUACCCAGCCGUGGAGCGAGAAAGCCAGAGGAUCACCCAUCCCGUCAAAGCGAAUCCACACAAGAGGAUCUUCCAGUUUGCCAAUCACCUCUCCGUCAAAUGUCCAUUGAGGCUACUGUGGCAGCAGAGACUUGUCAUUUCUCCUGGCAGUCGGUGCAUGCUGCUUCUCUGCCGUUUGCCAAAAGACAAACUUGACGCCGAUGGCAGAAUCAACAUGCACAGACUUAAAUUAUUGUAUUGACAAAGACUAUAAAACAGUGUAAAGUUGUAUUGAAGGUUAAAUAAUCGCUUAUUAAUCCUUCAGUUCUGUGUGCGUUCUUUGUGUUUGACACUAUCAGUCCUUACAGUUUUACCUGUUUACAGAGUUUUAGCGUCGGCAGUGUAAAGGUGUGUCUGCAGAGGAUAGUUAGUCUCUACUGACGGAGGAUUAAACUGUAGGAAGCUUCAUUUUAUCUACUGUCAACACUCUGUACUCUGUCCCUCCUUAACACUUUACGUUAUGAGAGAGAAACCACUUUUAGUUCUGAACCAUUAUCACAUUUGUACAUAGACAGCUGCGGAUCAACCAUGCAUCAAUGUGACAUAUAGAAGUGAUAUACUGUACAGCUAUAAUAAAGCUAUGGUCUGGGAGAGGAAA
Stegastes partitus (bicolor damselfish) is the source of this 2264-nucleotide messenger RNA. It is a transcript of the gene dnaja3a, whose product is annotated as DnaJ heat shock protein family (Hsp40) member A3a. Bases 1 to 1497 code for a protein of 498 amino acids. Gene Ontology annotation, cellular component: mitochondrion. Gene Ontology annotation, molecular function: ATP binding; heat shock protein binding; protein kinase binding. Lineage: Eukaryota; Metazoa; Chordata; Actinopteri; Pomacentridae. Gene Ontology annotation, biological process: mitochondrion organization; negative regulation of apoptotic process; response to heat. The record is from RefSeq and is a predicted model, not a curated record. The transcript is spliced from 12 exons.